UCUCAUAAUCUUUGUAAAUACGGAUAAAAGUAAUUACGAUGGCACUUGUGAAGCUUGAAAACACACUCAGGCGUCCAGCAUGGGGACGAGAUCAUACAAACAGUAAAAAGAACAAUUUGCCAAAUCUCACUGAAAAGCCUCCAACAAUCGACUAUGAAAAAUUAAAGUGGCUGAAUAAUUUGGAAGGACUAAAAGGAAGAGACUAUACAGAAUCUACAGAAGAUGCUCAUGAAGUAUUCAUGAAAAGUUAUCAUCAUAUGUUUGUCAAACCAGAGAAAAAAACUGGAUUUCCAGUCCAUGCUGCCAAAAGACUUGAACAGCAAAAAUCCACAUUAUCAACAGUCACUCACAGAGCCACAGGAAAGACAACUGAGGCUGAUAAGAUGCUAACCAGGAAAUUGUACCCUGUAGAUAAAAUAACAUACGAUAUUAGAGAUUAUCUCCCUUUGUUGCACAAACAACGCCAGAGUGAACAUCCAGAGGCUAUUUAUAGAUCCAACAUGAGAACACUUCGGAAACUACUGAAAAAAUUACCAUUUGAAAGGACAGCAUCAGAAAAUGACAAAAUGUUUUCCAUCUUGAAAACAAUGGAUUUUUUCCGUGAUAAAUUCCCACCUGCAGUCCUUAAAGAGCUGUGUGUUGUCGCAGUGUGUGAGCAAUGGAAGGACCCUGGAUUUUCAGUGUAUGGUAAUACUAGUGUGUACAUGGUACUACGAGGGAGUGUCUCCCCUACCAGUCAUCCUUAUCUGGAUGAGAUGGAAAACGUCAACGAGAAUGGACAGCCUGGUUCACCCAAGUCACGCAAGACAGAAUCUGAUGGUGCUCUACUUCUUGGAGUAGGGGACAUGUUUGGGACACUGAGAAAGCGUGAUAAAGACGACAAAGGCAAUAAACCAUUUAGUGUUAUAACCAAUGAACCUAACUGUGAAUUUAUGAAGAUCUCCUCAGCAGAUUACAACAGAAUCAUUGAUCAAAUCAAGCAGAGGGAACACACAGAGAAAGUAAAUCUCCUGUUAUCCUGUGGACAGUACAAACUCUGGCCCCGACAACCUCUAUUACAGGUGGCUGAAUUGAUCGAGUGGAUAUCAUGUCCUCCCAACACCAUUGUUGCCAGUGAGGGAUACAAGGCACCAUACAUAGGAUUUAUUAAAUCUGGGGAGUGUCAUGUUCUCCGUCAAGUAGAAGUCAUGUCAGACAAAAAUGGACGAAGGGAGAAGAGAACCAAACAAGUUGUGAUGGGAAAGCUCAAUGAUUCUGAAUCUUUCGCUGAGCUGAGUAUUCUCCUGGACGAGCCAAUCACCUGCUCCAUAGUGACAGCAUCCACUGUACAAAUGGGUAUAAUAAAGCCAGAGAGAAUAGAAGAGCUAGAUGAAGUGACAAUCCAACUAUUUAAGCAAUCGAAUGUGAGGACAUUUGGUGAACUAUCAAAGGAUAACAUCCAAGAUGAAUAUAUGCAUCAAGAAUUGAAGCGAGAGUGGAAUGAAUUCAAACAUGGAGUUGUUGUGGAGGUGAUCAAUUAUCGUGGUAUACGACCUGGCUAUGGCAAAUGGUCAAAGUGACUGUAACCUCACAAAGUGACCUUGAACUUACAUUGU
Ylistrum balloti is the source of this 1595-nucleotide messenger RNA. RefSeq names its product cyclic nucleotide-binding domain-containing protein 1-like. The record is from RefSeq and is a predicted model, not a curated record. The transcript is spliced from 14 exons. The coding region runs from base 39 to 1559 and encodes 506 amino acids. NCBI's taxonomy places the organism in Eukaryota, Metazoa, Mollusca, Bivalvia, Pectinida, Pectinidae.